This is a messenger RNA of Staurois parvus, 915 nucleotides long. The record is from the annotation of a GenBank genome assembly. NCBI's taxonomy places the organism in Eukaryota, Metazoa, Chordata, Amphibia, Anura, Ranidae.
UUUACCUACGACUUCUCCUACUUCUCAGCGGACCCGAAAAAUGCAAACUACAUAUCUCAAGAAUGGGUUUUUAAGGAUCUUGGCAGCGAAGUUCUCAAGUCAGCAUUUGAAGGGUACAACGCCUGUGUCUUUGCCUAUGGACAGACUGGCUCUGGAAAGUCCUAUACUAUGAUGGGAAACCCGGGUGAUUCUGGUCUAAUACCCCGGAUUUGUGAAGGAUUGUUCAGUAGGAUUGCUGAUGUUACAAGGAGGGGUGAUGCAUCAUUUCGUACAGAAGUAAGCUACCUAGAAAUUUACAAUGAGCGCGUGAGAGAUCUGCUUCGAAGAAAGUCAUCAAAAACCUUUAAUUUGCGAGUUCGAGAGCAUCCCAAAGAAGGCCCUUAUGUUGAAGACUUGUCAAAGCACUUAGUUCAGAAUUACAGUGACGUGGAGGAGUUAAUGGAUGCUGGGAACAUUAACAGGACCACAGCUGCCACCGGAAUGAAUGAUGUGAGCAGUCGAUCGCACGCCAUCUUUACCAUCAACUUCACUCAGGCUAAAUUUGAUGCUGAAAUGCCUUGUGAGACAGUAAGCAAGAUUCAUUUAGUGGAUCUGGCUGGAAGUGAGAGAGCUGAUGCUACCGGCGCAACUGGCGUGCGACUUAAAGAAGGAGGAAACAUUAAUAAAUCUCUUGUAACUCUGGGAAAUGUAAUUUCUGCCUUAGCUGAUUUAUCUCAGGAUGCAACCAACCAUCUUGCGAAGAAAAAAAGCAAGUGUUCGUGCCUUACCGGGAUUCUGUUCUGACUUGGCUGUUAAAAGAUAGCCUGGGAGGAAACGCUAAAAACUAUAAUGAUUGCCACUAUUUCGCCUGCUGAUAUCAAUUAUGGAGAAACCUUAAGUACACUUCGCUAUGCAAACAGAGCCAAAAACAUUAUC